AUGGAGAGUCCGCAAAGUAGAGAGGGCGUCGCGGAGAGUGGCUGUCCGGACAGGCAGGAGGUUUCCCAGCAGAAUGUUCGGGGCAGUGACUCGCGGGCCGUCACGUUAAAGCCCGCGUUUGCCAGCCCGUAUGCCUUCUACAGUUCGUUACAUGAGCGCUAUCUGCUUCACCUCAACGAUGAUCCUUUCUCACUGGAGGCGUUCAUGACGCAGCAUUUGAAGAUGGGCGGUGCUUACUGGGCACUAACUGCAUUAUGGCUGCUAGGAAACGGUAGCGGAGCUGGACCUUCAUCCAAGGCGGGGGACACGAAGAACGCGUCUGUCGCGUCCAAUGCUUCUGUGUUUCUGGAGCGAGAGAGGGAACUCUGCGACUGGGUGUUGUCCUGCCAACAUCCUUCAGGUGGAUUCGCUCAGGGGCCAGGACAGGAUCCUCACAUUACCAGCACGCACUACGCUCUCCUCCUGCUUGUGGGCAUGAAUAAACUUCAUCUGGUCGAUACAGCUCGAGUUGCAGCCUGGGUCAAAAACCUAAAGACUCCAGCAGGGGGUUUCAAGGGAGACGAAUGGGGAGAAUGCGACACACGCUUCGCCUACUGCGGUGUCGCUUCCCUGACCCUUGUGGGUCAUCUCGACCGGGAAACAGCGAAUGAAACUGCACUGUACGUGCAGAGAUGCAGGAAUUCUGACGGAGGCUUCGGGUGGAUUCCCGGGGGAGAAUCGCACGCGGCCUCGGUUUUCUGUUGCUUGGCUGCUCUAGCACUAUCUGAAGGUCUCAGCUGUGUCGAUAAAGAGCAGUUGGCGCUGUGGCUCCUCGACAGACAAGUUGGUGGUGGCGGAUUCAACGGACGCCCCGAAAAGGCUCCCGACGUCUGCUACUCUUUCUGGAUUCUUGCUUCUCUGUGUAUUCUGGGAUACAUGGACUGGGUGGAUACCAAGGGUCUGACGGAAUUCAUUCUCCAAGCUCAAGACGACGAAGAGGGAGGCAUAGCAGAUAGACCGGGCGACGUCAGUGAUGUAUUCCACACAUAUUUCGGCAUUGCAGCACUCAGUCUAAUGCAAACCGUUCCAGGCAUACACAAA
This is a messenger RNA of Neospora caninum, 1080 nucleotides long. RefSeq lists its product as hypothetical. The record is from RefSeq and is a predicted model, not a curated record. The annotation marks the transcript as partial. Gene Ontology annotation, molecular function: Rab geranylgeranyltransferase activity. Lineage: Eukaryota; Apicomplexa; Conoidasida; Eucoccidiorida; Sarcocystidae. Gene Ontology annotation, cellular component: Rab-protein geranylgeranyltransferase complex. The transcript has a single exon. Gene Ontology annotation, biological process: protein geranylgeranylation.